Messenger RNA from Coregonus sp. 'balchen', 12954 nucleotides. NCBI's taxonomy places the organism in Eukaryota, Metazoa, Chordata, Actinopteri, Salmoniformes, Salmonidae. The record is from the annotation of a GenBank genome assembly.
AUGACUAGUUACAGUAACGUUACCUAACUGCAUGUAUGGCUUUUGCACGGCCAAGGAUGUAAAUUAGUCAAUGCAAAUUGUUGGAACAUAUAUUGCGCUGUUGACAACUACAUAUGUGACAUGUACAACUUAUCUAGCUAACAUACUAAUUUGGCCAAAGAAUUGCAGAUUAAACUUGCACGCUUCAUUUUAUAUAGAUUUGCUUAUUAGUACCAGAAUAACUUUACCUACUGCAAAAAAAACACUAACCAGUCGUGCCAUUCUUCCGUCUAUCCUCCCCUCACUUGUUCCCCAGGCGACGAGCUGGCGCAGGUUGUGGGUUGCCCGUGGACCAUGAGGGACAGUGGUAGCAGCCUAGCACAGAACCGCUGGCAGGGAGAGCUGGGCCUAGCUGUGGGCCAGCAAGACAGUGGUGGUGGUGGUGGUGUAGGGAUCUCUGGGGGUCACCUGGGGAUGGACCCCACCUCCACCCACCAGAUGUCCAGCCCCAUGCACCUGAAACUGGACCAGAAAGAAAGGGAGGCCUGGGAUGCUGAGUACAUGGAGGAGUUGGAGCGGGAGGAGAUGGAGGAAGAUGGGGAUGAGGAAGAAGAUGAGGAAGAAGUGGAUUUUGAAGAAGGUGAAGGCUGGGAUGAGGAGGAGCAGGAACAAGAGGAGGAAGAUGAAGAGGAGGCUGAGGUUGAAUGGGAGGUCCCACACAUGGUUCCCACCACAUCCCUACAAGAGCAGAAUCAUGAUCACCAGCUGCAAGCACCACUGGAGGAGGAUGAUGACGACGACGACAAUGACAACAACCUGGCCAAAAAUAAAGCCAGGGACUUUCCCAGCAACCCUGUCCAGUCCAGGCUCAAUGUGCUCCGGCAGCGCAGGCUAAGGCGCUGGCGGAAGCUCCGCUCCCAUUCCGGCCUUCGGUCUCGCCUUACUCAGCAUUGGAAGACCUGGCGUCAGCGGGCCCUGUGGGUCGGCACCCUGGGGCACAGGAGGGCGAGGAAGUGGCCCAAGUACAGUCUGUACGCCAACCGGCACAGGAGAGGAGUGGACCCGGGCCUCAGCCCGCUGUCAGACGAUGAGAGGCUCAGUGGGUCUGAACGAGGUGAGAUCCCUAGAUGGGGAAAGAGGUUUUUGAGAAACUGAAGGGUCGACAGUUGCUUCAAUAAACAACACACUUGGAAUGUACAGUACCAGUCAAAAGUUUGGACACACCUACUCAUUCAAGGGUUUUUCUUUAUUUUUUCUAUUUUCUACAUUGUAGAAUAAUAGUGAAGACUUCAAAACUAUGAAAUAACACAUAUGGAAUCAUGUAGUAACCAAAAAAAGUGUUAAACAAAAAGCACUUUUUUAAACAACACACUUUUAAUGUAAAUGUAUUGCUCCAUCUAUCUCUGUUAUAUACAUUAACAGGUACCAUUAACUUAGCAGAGAAAAACAAGAGUAUUGCUUAAAGCGUCUGACAAUGCACCGUUUAAGAUGUGUAAGAAUCAAGGCGCUCAGUCACCACGAUAACCAUCAUAAUGUUAACGAUUCUCUCUGCAUUGUUGGGAAGGGCCCGUAACUAAGCAUUUCACUGUUAAUCUACACCUGUUGUUUACGAAGCAUGUGAUGAAUACAAUUUGAAUUUACUAAAGUUGUCAUCCCUGCAGACAACCGGUUGAAUGGUUACUCAGGAGACUACAAGUCCAGCCAGAUGGGAGUUCUGGGGGAGAGAGGGAGGAAGGAACCAGAGGCUUUCUACUCUAUCGUCAGAGAAAAACCUGUGGAGGUCGCCCUCACUGAAGAACACAUGAGCUGCAUACAUGGUAAACUAAAACAUAUAAUUGUUCUUCUCGAAAAUGACAAUUUCUAGUUAAAAUGGUUAUGAAGUAACUAAAACACUAACAAACAUGUUAUGCAGACAUUUCAGGCAGUAUAAGUAUGACAUGAAUUGAUGUGACAUUCUGUUAGUUGGAGAAAUGAAGCUUGUUGGAUGACAUGGUUUUACAUAUUCAACCUAUGAUGAAAAUGUAAAGGGAAGUACAAGUUUUAUUAUGUACAGUAUACAACAUCCAACGGUUCCUUCUCCACAAUGCAACAACAUUAAGAAAUAAUAAAAUAUGAAAAUAAAGUAAAUGGCUCAGUAGAAUAUAAUAAAUAUUUUAGCAUAAGUAUAAUACAGGAAGGCUCAAUUUAUAGUCCAAUAUUUACACGUGCUUUGGGGAAGGGGGGGUAUUGGGGGGCAAGUGUGCUAAGGUGCUGAUCAUCAGUGCAGGUGGUCAGUCCAGUUCAACUUCACUUCAAGGAAGUGUUGCAUCAACUCCGGUGAAAUCUACAUCAGUUGUCAAUUCAUGCUCAGUUCAAGGAAGACACAUUAAGGUUCUUCUUUCCUAUUGGUAUAUAUAUAUAUAUAUAUAUAUAUAUAUAUAUAUAUAUAUAUAUAUAUAUAUAUAUAUAUAUAUAUAUGUAUAUAUGUAUAUAUUAAUUUUUGCACACCUACUACCAACAGGAUAUGAUUAUAGGACUGAGCUUGGCUGCUCAAGGUCACGUAGAAUCCUCUACCGUCUGUGUGAUUCCGUAGUAGAAUCCUCUACCGUCUGUGUGAUUCCGUAGUAGAAUCCUCUACCGUCUGUGUGAUUCCGUAGUAGAAUCCUCUACCGUCUGUGUGAUUCCGUAGUAGAAUCCUCUACCGUCUGUGUGAUUCCGUAGUAGAAUCCUCUACCGUCUGUGUGAUUCCGUAGUAGAAUCCUCUACCGUCUGUGUGAUUCCCUAUUACUCUCCCAACAUUCUGUUUUCCCAUUGUCUCUCAGGGAUCCUGGACGAGUCUCUCCAGAAGUAUGGCAGUCUGAUCCCCAUCCACGCUGACGACGUGGUGGAGAAACUACAGGACAUCUUCAACGACAACUUCUCACAGCCUCACAGGUCCGUCUGACCCACACACAAACACAGGGAGACAUGCAAACACACACACAGACAUGCAAAGCAAUACAUGCGCAGGGGCACGUUCACACACGUACAAACCCCAAUGAAACAUAAUGUCCUGUACUGUGCAGGGACACAUACGCAGAGAGCGACACCAACCCAAAAAAGAAACACAAUGUAGCCUAAUAUUUAUACAAACUGAUGUCUGCUUGGCGUAAGGAGCCUUUUAAAUGUUGGCCUUAAAAAGCCUGGUGCUGUUGGCCGAGGCCAGGUGGAAUGUAAAUAAAUCUGUCCUUAAGGAGUGCAGUCACGCAUUCCUUCUACGCAGCACUCUUAAUUGAUUCUAAUUCUAUGAUGUCAGACUUCCAAAUAAGGUAUUUUUAACUCUUAUCUGUUAAGCGAUUUGAGCCAAAGGGAAAGGAAAACACCAACAUGUUACUAACAUCACCUAAGUUCUGAGUAUGUUGAUGCAAAAAUAGUAUUUUUGUUAUGACAAGGCACAAAUGUUACAAACUGAAGAUGGUGACUUAAACCAUUUGUAAUGCAACAGGCCUUAUAAUGCUUUGUCGAGUGUUUAGUACAGGGUCCCCCCACUUGGUCAUUGAGCCAGUUCUGUCCGUUCAUCAUCACCAGAGUUUAGGCACCAAACAGAAGAAAACGGAAUGAAACUGGGAGGGAAUAGUUGGACCAAUAAAAAACACUUGUUUUCCUUUGCAAAACGUUUUGCUACAGUGUGCGCUAAUGAAUGCGACCAAGCUGUUACCUACCCAUUGUAAACCUUUAACAAGAUAUAUAUUUUUUUAUAGUUCAAAUUAUCCUUCACUGAUACAGUUCCAUGUCAUAUUUCCCAAAAAAGGCAGCUAGUAUAAUGCAGAAAAUAUUUUGUGAACGUUUUAUGUUCCGUCUGAUGUUUCCAUAUCCAACAGGAAAGCGGUGGUGCAACACCUAAUCCAGUCCUACCAGAGGUCGUCCGGCACGGCCAUGGUGCGAGGGUUCCGCGUCAACUACAAGCGUCAUGUCCUCACCAUGGAUGAUCUCAGCACGCUGUACGGACAGAACUGGCUCAAUGACCAGGUGGGUGGGACCCUGUACUAAACACUAUAAAGCAUUAUAAGGCCUGUUGCAUGCUUAUAACAAGUAAUAACACAACUGUAUGCCCUAAGGUGGGACCCCCGACUAAAUACAACAGACCGGAUUCUAACUUAUCUGCACCUGAAUAUGCACCUGAAUUCUUGCAUACAUUUGAUGCAUCAUUGCAUGACUUAUGCAAAAUUGUAUUUGUGUGUAUGUCAAGUUAGGAUUGGACCCUAUAUACAAAGAGCUGUUACUUUUUAAAGGUCCAAAACAGCCAUUUUUAUCUCAAUAUCAAAUCAUUUCUUGGUAACAAUUAAGUACCUUACUGGUUAGGAUUCCAUCCAAUUGGCGUCAGAUUUUAUGUAGAUUUUUGAAUAUUCGCAUUAAGAAAAUAUGAAAAAUUUCCCACCUCUGGUGGAUUUCCACCAAACUGACUUGUUGCGAGUAAAAAUCAGUGCGUGAUGACGUACUAGUGCACACAAAAUGUACUUUUUCGCCUAAAAAUUAUUGUACCAAAAUAAGAAUCUAAAGUUCGAUGUGUUUCCAUUGCAUUUUCAACUCUACCGUUGUGUUAAAUAGCAAAUGUGCCUACUUUGGUCAUGGCACAUGCUAACAUAGCUAACAGCUCGCAGAUGCUGUGCGGGUAGACUAGUCUUCAUAAGGGUUUCCCAAACUCUGCCCCGGGGCCCUCCCCUGGGUGCACGUUAUAGUUUUUGCCCCAGCACAACACAGCUGAUUUAAAAUAACCAACUCAUCGUCAAGCUUUGAUUAUUUGAGUCAGCUGUGUAGUGCUAGGGUAAAAACCAAAACGUGCACCCAGGGGGGGCCCCAGGACCGAGUUUGGGAAAAUCCUGGUCUACAUGAUGAGAUUAUGAUAGAUAAGAGGGAGAAUAUAUUUUUUAAAAGAGCAUCAAGCUUUCAUCACCCUGCGAAGUUCAUAACUUAUUUAAUCUGUAUCUUAAUGUGGUCCUCUGUAGCUCAGCUGGUAGAGCACGGCGCUUGUAACGCCAAGGUAGUGGGUUCGAUCCCCGGGACCACUCAUACACAAAAAUGUAUGCACGCAUGACUGUAAGUCGCUUUGGAUAAAAGCGUCUGCUAAAUGGCUUAUUAUUAUUAUUAUUUAAUAAAAUGCAUGGUUUCUCUAAUCGUAGUGGGAGGACGGUCAGUGCUAUCCGGGAUCCCUGGGACGUCCCUACUCUAAACCCUAACCUUUACCUCCAUCCUAACCUUAACCCUUACCUUAAAGGGAUACUUCAGGAUUUUGGCAAUGCGUGCUAGCAGAUACCAUAGACUACCAGUCAUUGCGCUAACGCUAGUUAUCAUUGGCUCGUGAAACUACCUCUCACUUCCUUCAUACUGGACGCAGACAUACAAAUUGUAUCCAAGAGUUCAUCUGACUUUGGGGAAGUAGAUAAAGGGCCUCAUUGGCCAAAUCCAGAAGUAUCCCUUUAACCAUUUAAAAUGUCAUCUUCAAUGGGGUAGGGACGUCCCAAGGAUCCCGGAUAGCAUGGACAGUGGGAGGACCACACACACCAUAUCAUCGCGUGCCUCGAUAUGAUGGUUAUUAUAAUCAAUAUUUGCCCAUAAAGGCGUUUCCACCGCCAUUUCUCGCAUAAUUAAUUUUACGUCACAAAAAUAUCCCACCAUGUCGAACGAACAAAUUAUGUCUGCAUUUAUAAAAUUGUACCGAAAGUUCCUGUUUCCAUCACAGCUGUCGUUCUUUUUUAAAAUACGGUAUAACUUUACUUGCAUAAAAUCUGUGGAUGGAAACAUGGUUACUGUGAUUGUGUUUCAAUUAAAAUUGUCAAAAAGAAACAAAUAGCUUCUUAGCAAAGAGCAAUUUCUCAAGUAAGAAUUCUGCCAGGACUGUCUGGGAGUGGUCUGAGUGGGGAGGGGAAAACAGAAAACUAGCUGUGAUUGGCAGAGAGGUUUGGAACUAUUUCUUAUUGAUCUAUUAAUGAAUUUACACAUCACUAGGCAGGCCAAAACUCCAUCCCACCACAACAGGCUGACAGUUCAUGCGUUUUUCUUUCCCAAACCACUCUUACACUAAAAGGGUAUUAACAUUUUCACAAUUUUACAGUAUUAUUUUAACCUGGAAAUGUGUAUAGAUAGAUAGAACACAGGAACAUCAUGUUUGACAGCACUGGGCCUUUAAACUGUUUAAAAGCAAGGCAUUGUACAUUGUUGUGAUAAAAUCUCUUUUCAGGUCAUGAACAUGUAUGGUGACCUUGUGAUGGACUCGGUGCCCGAGAAGGUAGGAAAAAAUUUACAACAUACUUCCACGAUAUACUACUUUCAGUCCAUAAUGUUUUUUUUCCCUCAUAGAAAACCAUAUACAGUGCCUUCAGAAAGUAUUCAUACCCCCUGACAUUUUGUUGUUACAGCCUGAAUUCAACAUGGAUUAAAUAUAUGUUUUCAUCCAUCUACACACAAUACCCCAUAAUGACAUUGAAAACAUGUUUUUUGACAUUUUGAUAGUUCUGUAUUUAAUUUUCAAUAAAUUAUUUCAUUUACAUACGUAUUUACACCCCUGAGUCAAUACUUUGUAGAAGCACCUUUGGCGGCGUUUACAGCUUUGAGUCGUCUAUCAGCUUGCACAUCUGGAUUUGGGGAUUUUCUCACAUUUUUCCUUGCAGAUUUUCUGCACACUUUUGUUAAGCUUUGUUAAGUUAGAUGGGGAGCGGAGGUGAACAGCAAUCUUCAAGUCUUUCCACAGAUUUUCAAUGGGAUUCAAGUCUGGGCUUUGGCUGAGCCAUUCAAGGACUUUCACUUUCUUGUUCUGAAGCCAUCCCAGCAUUGCUUUGGCUGUAUGCUUGUAGUCAAUGUCCUGUUGGAAUGUAAAUCUUCCCCCAGUCUGUCGUUUGCACUUUGAAGCAGGUUCUCAUCAAGGAUUUGCCUGUAUUUAGCUCCAUCCAUUGUUCCCUCUAUCCUUACCAGUCUUCCUGCUGCUAAAAAGCAUCCCCAUAGCGUGAUGCGGCCACCAAUGUUCCCUCAAUUAUUUUUCGGCACUGAACAAAUUUCAGGUCUGCUGAGCACAAACUUGAACGUUGUGAAAAUUCUGUGCAACUUGCUCAGUUGUGCACCCGGGGCCUCCCACUCCUCUUUCUAUUCUGAUUAGACCCAGUUUGCGCUGUUCUGUGAAGGGAGUAGGACACAGUGUUGUACGAGAUCUUCAGUUUCUUGGCAAUUUCUCACAUGGAAUAGCCUUCAAUUCUCAGAACAAGAAUAGACUGACGAGUUUCAGAAGAAAGUUAUUUGUUUCUGGCCAUUUUGAGCCUGUAAUCGAACCCUCAAUUGAUGAUGCUCCAGAAACUCAACUAGUCUCAAGAAGGCCAGUUUUAUUGCUUCUUUAAUUAGCACAACAGUUUUCAGCUGUGCUAACAUAAUUGCAAAAGGGUUUUCUAAUGAUCAAUUAGCCUUUUAAAAUGAUAAACUUGGAUUAGCAAACACAACGUGCCAUUGGAACACAGGACUGAUGGUUGCUGAUAAUGGGCCUCUGUACGCCUAUGUAGAUAUUCCAUUAAAAAUCAGCCGUUUCCAGCUACAAUAGCCAUUUACAACAUUAACAAUGUCUACGCUGUAUUUCUGAUCAAUUUGAUGUUAUUUUAAUGGACAAAAAAAUUGCUUUUCUUUCGAAAACAAGGACAUUUCUAAGUGACCCCAAACUUUUGAACGGUAGUGUAUGUAAAUUAGAUUUCGGUAUUUCAUUCUCAAUACAUUUGCGAAAAUUUCAAAAACACUGUUUCACUUUGUCAUUAUGGAGUAUUGUGGUAGAUGGGUGAGAAAAUAAAUACAUUUAAUCAAUGUUGAAUUCAGGCUGUAACACAACAACAUGUGGAAUAAGUCAAGGGGUAUUAAUACUUUCUGAAGGCACUAUAUUCAGCGAAUGAGAAUACCUGUAGCAUCAGUCUUUCUCCCUCUCUCUCAGGUUCACUUUUUCAACAGUUUUUUCUACGACAAGUUGAGGACGAAAGGCUACGAAGGAGUCAAACGAUGGACAAAGAAUGUAAGAAACCAUAUUCAUCCCAUAAAUGUGAUAAUGGCACAAGUUCUGUUUUCUUUUCCCCUACACUGGCUUUUCAUGAUCCUUUGUCAAUCCAUUUUUCAAUUAAAUUUUAUCAUACACCGCUCAACAAAAAUAUAAACACAGCAUGUAAAGUGUUGGAUAAAAGGCCACUCUAAAAUGUGCAGUUUUGAAACACAACACAAUGCCACAGAUGUCUCAAGUUUUGAGGGAGCGUGCAAUUGGCAUGCUAACUGUAGGAAUGUCCACCAGAGCUGCUGCCAGAGAAUUGAAUGUUCAUUUCUCUACCAUAAGCCGCCUCCAACGUUGUUUUAGGGAAUUUGGCAGUACGUCCAACCGUACGUGGUGAACAGAAUGCCUCAUGGUGACGUUGGGGUUACGGUAUGGGCAGGCAUAAGCUAUGGAGAACACAAUUGCUUUUUAUCGAAGGCAAUUUGAAUGCACAGAGAUACCAUGACAAGAUCCAUUGUUGUGCCAUUCAUCCGCCGCUAUCAUCAGGUUUCAGCAUGAUAAUGCACGGCCCCAUGUCACAAGGAUCUAUACACAAUUCCUGGAAGCUGAACAUCUUCCAGUUCUUCCAUGGCCUGCAUACUCACCAGACAUGUCACCCAUUAAGCAUGUUUGGGAUGCCCUGGAUCGACGUGUACGACCGCGUGUUCCAGUUCCCGACAAUAUCCAGCAACUUCACACAGCCAUUGAAGAGGAGUGGGACAACAUUCCACAGACUACAAUCAACAGCCUGAUCAACUCUGCAUGAGGCAAAUGGUGGUCACACCAGAUACUGACUGGUUUUCUGAUCCACGCCCCUACUUUUUUUUUUUUAUAACUAUCUGUGACCAACAGCUGCAAAUCUGUAUUCCCAGUCAUGUGAAAUCCAUAGAUUAGGGCCUAAUGAAUUUAUUACAAUUGACUGAGUUCCUUAUGUGAACUGUAACAAUCUUUGAAAUUGUUGCAUGUUGCGUUUUAUAUUUUUGUUCAGUGUACUUACCUGGCAGGAUUACCCAGCGUGCUUUACCCAGGCGCAGCCAUUGCACUCCAGUUUUUGUGUUGACCCCUGCGAAUUCCCCAAAUGUGGAAAUCUCAACAGCAUAAUUUAUGGUAGUGGCGGACUGCGUUCACGCUUUCUCCUGAUUGGCUAGAAGGAAUACAGCUUUUGUGAAGUUUGUCAUUUUAGCUAACCCUAAUGGUGCGUUUAGAAGGUAGACAGUAAACCGGAUUUCAUUGUUUUCAAUGAGAGCACGACGGUAAAUGCCGUUGAGGUUGGUGGUAAAUGCUGUCAGCUGCCACGGUAGAUGGGACUUGGCGCCAGAGUUAAAAUAUUUCAACUUUUUCCAUCUGCCGUAGCGUUGUUUUCUACUGGACGUUGAUUUGCACUGAUUGUACUAGUGUGUAGUUGUCUUUACAAAUGUAUUUGUUAAAGUGCUUAACAGAAACCCAAGCCUUAACUCCACCGAAGAGCAAACCAAGACAGACAACACUUUCACUUCACCCCUUUCUCCCUCUUCCCCCUCUCAGAUGAAACAUAUUACGUGUAGUUUUUCAUCUCCCUCUACUCUAUCAGGUGGACAUAUUCCAGAAGGAUCUCCUCCUGAUCCCCAUCCACCUGGAGGUCCACUGGUCCCUGGUCAGUGUGGACAUCCCCCGUAGGGCCAUUACCUACUUCGAUUCCCAACGCACACUUAACCGACGCUGCCCAAAGGUGAGUUCCUGACUGCCAAUCAUGGCUAUCAGAUUUAGAACAAGUCCUACAGCCUCAAGUCCUAAAAAUCUAAAUUGAUUUAGUCUUUAUCUGUGUUUGAAGUGGGACUGAAAUAGUUGAUGGUACUCAUUUUGGGCAUUGGGUAUUCUUUUAUAUUUAGGAGACAGUACUAAAGCAGUCAAAUGUGAGGUUGCGGUACUCUGUACUGGUCACCAUCAGCCCACUUCAAGAACUGGUCUCUAUAAAUGAUCUCCUCUUUGUCCACUACCUCCUCAGCAUAUUGCAAAGUACCUGCAGGCGGAGGCUGUCAAGAAAGACCAGAGAGAUUUCCUCACAGGGUGGAAAGGCUAUUUCAAAAUGGUAAGUCAAGAUUUCUCAGAUUUGCAUAGCAACAGUUUGCUGGACAGGAAUGAACAACAGAUGUUUGUUUGACAGUGAUGGGGAAUAUGUUGUGUUUUACCAAAACAUUUCGAUGUGUGUGUGUUUCAGAAUGUUGGCCGCCAGAACAAUGACAGUGACUGCGGAGCGUUCGUUCUUCAGGUGGGUCCUAACUACACUGCUCAAAAAAAUAAAGGGAACACUUAAACAACACAAUGUAACUCCAAGUCAAUCACACUUCUGUGAAAUCAAACUGUCCACUUAGGAAGCAACACUGAUUGACAAUAAAUGUCACAUGCUGUUGUGCAAAUAGAAUAGACAACAGGUGGAAAUUAUAGGCAAUUAGCAAGACACCCCCAAUAAAGGACUGGUUUUGCAGGUGGUGACCACAGACCACUUCUCAGUUCCUAUGCUUCCUGGCUGAUGUUUUGGUCACUUUUGAAUGCUGGCGGUGCUUUCACUCUAGUGUUAGCAUGAGACGGAGUCUACAACCCACACAAGUGGCUCAGGAAGUGCAGUUCAUCCAGGAUGGCACAUCAAUGCGAGUUGUGGCAAGAAGGUUUGCUGUGUCUGUCAGCGUAGUGUCCAGAGCAUGGAGGCGCUACCAGGAGACAGGCCAGUACAUCAGGAGACGUGGAGGAGGCUGUAGGAGGACAACAACCCAGCAGCAGGACUGCUACCUCCGCCUUUGUGCAAGGAGGAGCAGGAGGAGCACUGCCAGAGCCCUGCAAAAUGACCUCCAGCAGGCCACAAAUGUGCAUGUGUCUGCUCAAACGGUCAGAAACAGACUCCAUGAGGGUGGUAUGAGGGCCCGACGUCCACAGGUGGGGGUUGUGCUGACAGCCCAACACCGUGCAGGACGUUUGGCAUUUGCCAGAGAACACCAAGAUUGGCAAAUUCGCCACUGGCGCCCUGUGCUCUUCACAGAUGAAAGCAGGUUCACCCUUGUGAGACCAUAUCCUGGUGCGGUUGGCCCUGGGUUCCUCCUAAUGCAAGACAAUGCUAGACCUCAUGUGGCUGGAGUGUGUCAGCAGUUCCUGCAAGAGGAAGGCAUUGAUGCUAUGGACUGGCCCGCCCGUUCCCCAGACCUGAAUCCAAUUGAGCACAUCUGGGACAUCAUGUCUCGCUCCAUCCACCAACGCCACGUUGCACCACAGACUGUCCAGGAGUUGGUGGAUGCUUUAGUCCAGGUCUGGGAGGAGAUCCCUCAGGAGACCAUCCGCCACCUCAUCAGGAGCAUGCCCGGGCGUUGUAGGGAGGUCAUACAGGCACGUGGAGGCCGCACACACUACUGAGCCUCAUUUUGACUUGUUUUAAGGACCUUACAUCAAAGUUGGAUCAGCCUGUAGUGUGGUUUUCCACUUUAAUUUUGAGGGUGACUCCAAAUCCAGACCUCCAUGGGUUGAUAAAUUUGAUUUACAUUGAUAACUUUUGUGUGAUUUUGUUGUCAGCACAUUCAACUAUGUAAAGAAAAAAGUAUUUAAUAAGAUUAUUUCAUUCAUUCAGAUCUAGGAUGUGUUAUUUUAGUGUUCCCUUAAUUUUUUUGAGCAGUGGAUAAUCCUAGAUGUUCAUACUUGGAUAUAGAGCCAUGGUUCAUAGCUGUAAUUAUUUUGCACUAUGGCCUAUUUAUUGUCUUACCUCCAUAUCUUACUACAUUUGCACACACUGUAUAUAGAUUUUCUAUUGUGUUAUUGACUGUAUGUUUUGUUUAUUCCAUAUGUAACUCUGUUGUUGUUUUUAUCGCACUGCUUUGCUUUAUCUUGGCCAGGUCGCAGUUGUAAAUGAGAACUUGUUCUCAACUGGCUUACCUGGUUAAAUAAAGGUGAAAUAAAAAAUAUUUUAAAAAAAAUAGCUGUCCUUUUACUACACACGUGCUGCAAUCCAAAUCAAACCCUAGCCCCAAGCCCUAGACACUCCUUUAAAUCAGGAUUUUAUUAGGAUCACCAUUAGCUUUUGCAAAUGCAGCAGCUAUUCUUCCUGGGGUCCACAUGAAACAUGAUAUAAUACAGAACACUAAUAGACAAGAACAGCUUAAGGACAGAACUACAUUUCAAAAUAAGAAUAUAGAAAUAAAAAAGAUCCAAAACACUAGGGUUUAAUAUGAUAACUGCUUAACCUUGCCCUCUGAUGGCUAGGUGGAACAAUUUGGUGCCAGAAGGCCUGGAUACUGCUUUGGGUGCCUUUGUUCCCUAACUCUGUCCUGGGUCCCCUCCUGGGUCCCCCCCUGGGUGCACGUUUUGGUUUUUGCCCUAGCACUACACAGCUGACUCAAAUAACCAACUCAUCAAGCUUUGAUUAUUUGAAUCAGCUGUGUAGUGCUAGGGCGAAAACCAAAACGUGCACCCAGGAAGGGCCUGGGACCGAGUUUGGGGAAGCCUGAUCUCUAACCUCUCUCUCUGUGUUCCUUCCAGUACUGCAAGACUCUGGCCCUGGGGCAGCAGUUCAGCUUCGGCCAGCAGGACAUGCCCAAACUGAGGAGACUCAUGUACAAAGAACUGUGUCACUGCAAGCUCUCGCUGUGACACCACGCCCUCUGAGGAUUCUUAGUGAAGAAGCAGCAGAUUCUAACGAGGAAGUGAGGGAUGGUUCUAACGAGCUAUUGCUAGAAGCUAGUGACUGAAAGAAAGGAAAAAAAAGUGUUACAUUUCAAAGGAACCUUUUUUCCUCUUGACAACGACAUCCAGAGACUUUACUACUAUAAGUCAGGAGGGCAUUUUAUAUUUUCUCCCAAUGUGUUUUCAGCCCUCUUUUUCUGUUUUUUCUCCUUCUCCCUUGACCCUAGUUUUUAUUUCAUGUUCAUGGUUGUUUCCUUGUGGUUGAUAGAGGCCAAGUCUAAGGCUGAGUCCCAAAUGGCACACUAUUCCCUAAGUAGAGCACUACUUUU